Letharia columbiana is the source of this 978-nucleotide messenger RNA. RefSeq lists its product as uncharacterized. Gene Ontology annotation, cellular component: endoplasmic reticulum membrane. The record is from RefSeq and is a predicted model, not a curated record. The transcript has a single exon. The coding region runs from base 1 to 978 and encodes 325 amino acids. NCBI's taxonomy places the organism in Eukaryota, Fungi, Ascomycota, Lecanoromycetes, Lecanorales, Parmeliaceae. Gene Ontology annotation, biological process: regulation of store-operated calcium entry.
AUGCAUUUCUUCAAAUACAUCUAUCUUCUCAUCCUCGCUUUCACCACCACCAGUACCGCAGCCCGCAAAUCCUCAGAAAGCGUCCUCCUCUCCCACGUGAAAUCCCUCACACUUCGAAAGGAUCUCAAGACCUCCCACAAUCGCGUUUCAGCCGUUCCCCAGCUGAAUUGUAUAGGUGGAACAGCGAAAGGAUUUUAUGAUAUCGAUGUCCUCCGCUGCAAAAAUGCCGGAUCCUCUUAUGGAGAUGAAGACGUGCAAUGGACAUGUACUGCUUCACUUCCUUCGGAAUUCAAACUUGGUAGCACGGACGUCAUAUGCGAGGGUUUCUCCUCGUCUGAGGAUCCAUAUGUGCUGAAAGGGAGUUGUGGAGUGGAGUAUCGAUUAAUGCUCACAAAGCUGGGAGAGGAGAAGUAUGGAGGGAAAGGCAAGGACAUGUGGGGUGCAUAUGAUGGCAGAUCGAAAGGAGGUGACUGGGCUGCUGUCAUCUUCUGGUUCAUCUUUAUUGCCGUCGUCGGUUGGAUGGUAUAUGCCGCAUUGAUCAGGGAUAGCCUGGGAAGGAGGCCACCAGGAGCAGCUCCCAACCCCUGGUUUGGUGGAGGCGGAGGCGGCAACAAUGACGACCCACCGCCACCCUACGAAUAUCGUCCGUCGCCUAAGGCCAAGGCAACUUCCUCGAGAGCUCCCAGGGCAGCUCCUGCGCAGACGCAAGGAGGUUGGAGACCGGGCUUUUGGUCAGGAGCGCUGGGAGGUGCUGCUGCUGGGUAUAUGGCGGGCAACAGAGGGCAAAGUCAGCAGCCGAGAAAUCAGUCAACACGGAAUUUUAGUGGGGUAAACGGUCGUGGUAAUGGGGAAGGGAGUUCCAAUCUCGCUGGAGUGGGGGGUGGAAGAACGAGAUCGAGUGAAAGUUCAAGCUCGAAUUCUGGCUAUGGGUCCAGCAGACACGAAAGUUCUGGCUUUGGAGGAACGAGCAGGAGAUGA